GCAGCUGUAGCAGCAGCAAAAGCUACAACUGGUUCACCGCCGAGAGGAAGAAGGAGUGUGACUGGAGGGAGCUUGUCACUCCCUAGCACUAGCAUUAACCACAACCCCAGCAUCCAAAUAGGAAGGCAGAAGACAAAAACUGAAUGGUAUAGGUCAGACUUAUUUCCCUCAGACUUUCUUUCCUGGUUGAAAAAAAAAAAAUCUGAAAACAUGCCAGAGCAAAGUAAUGAUUACAGGGUGGUGGUGUUUGGAGCAGGAGGAGUUGGCAAAAGUUCACUGGUCCUGAGAUUUGUUAAAGGCACCUUCAGAGACAGUUACAUCCCUACAAUUGAAGACACUUACCGGCAGGUGAUCAGCUGCGAUAAGAGCAUAUGCACUUUGCAGAUUACCGACACAACAGGGAGUCAUCAAUUUCCUGCCAUGCAGCGCUUGUCUAUUUCCAAAGGACACGCAUUUAUUUUGGUCUAUUCGGUCACCAGCCGGCAGUCUUUGGAGGAACUCAAACCCAUUUAUGAGCAGAUAUGUCAGAUCAAAGGGGAUACAGAGAGCAUUCCAAUCAUGCUGGUGGGAAACAAGAAUGAUGAGGACCACAACCGAGAGGUGCAAACUGCUGAUGGAGAAGCCAUGGCCAAGAAAUGGAAGUGCGCCUUCAUGGAGACCUCAGCUAAAAUGAACCACAACGUCAAAGAGUUGUUCCAAGAGCUGCUGAAUUUGGAGAAACGUAGGACUGUGAGCUUACAAAUCGAUGGCAAGAAAAGCAAGCAGCAGAAAAGGAAAGAAAAACUGAAAGGCAAGUGUGUCGUCAUGUGAAAGGAUCCUUAUUCUGGAGCAGUCAUGCCAAUGUCGUCUUCUGACUGUACCAGAUUUCAUGCCCCUAAGCCAUGGGAAAAUUGGUGAAAACUGUUUUAUUAAUAGCAAUUUUGAAAGAAAAGUACUUGAAUCAAGCAGUUGUUUGAAGUAAAAGUACUUUCAAGAAGUUGUCUUUUCAUAAAUUAGCCAUUAACGAGAACAAUAAAUUGUUCCAAAGGCACAAAGGUGUCUAACUUCCAGAUCAGAAACAAUAACAUGUCCAUGUUCACUGGCAUUACUAUUACAAUGAAAGGAUCUGGUAAAUAACCAUUUAAAGAUAAAUGCUAGUGUUAUGUACAGAAUCAUGAAAGAUGCAUGUGGGUGUGUACACACAUCCAUACACACAUAUUUGGCAGACUUAAUUUUAUUUUAUUUAGGCAUUAGAAAAAUGACUUUCUUAGAUUGUAAUUUUUUUCCGCUUCUACUAUGUCUUGUUUUAUUCUCACUGAUUCCUUACCCUCCUAAGUAAUGUGUAGAAUAAUCUUCCCUCCUGUAGCCAGAAGAACUGCUGAAUGCAUGGGCAAAGCUCAAUAACCUUCAACUCUACUUUCAGAUAGUUCAGUUCAGUGACGGCAGUUCAACAUGGCUUGGAAAUUAUUAGAAAAUAGGAUACCUGGGAAAGGAAAUAUUUUUGAUCAAAGGGUAAAAGUAAACAAUGUUUCUAUAGUUCUUAACUUUCUGUAUAUUUAUUUUUACCAAAUGCCAAAUAAUACUAAUGAUGUUCUAUAAUCUGAAGAAUUUCUAAUUUAUAAACUUAUUGAGUGAAUUACAGUUAUAAUCCAUCAAUUGUGAAGAAUUAAAACAAUUAAUUUACUAUAGACUGAUUAAGAAUAUUUGUGCUGGGGAACAAUCAUAUGUUACCUGAAAGGCAGUGGUGUGAUUCUACCGCUUCAGACUGGUUCAGGUGAACCGGUAGCUCUGACGAUCAAUUGGGAGUGAACCGGUUGGCCCCGACGAUCAGCUGGGCCCACCCACCCGCCCAUGCUAUUUUCCUACCUUUAUCUCCUCAGCUGAUUCGUGUGGCAGAGCCAAUUGCUGCGCGAAUCAGCUGUGUUACUCCUCCAAAGAAACCCAGAAGUGAAGAUUUCUUCUAACUAUGCGUGCGUGCAAAGCACGCAAUUACCGAACCGGUUAUUAAACCGGGAGGAUUCCACCACUGCUGGACGGCAACCAAAGAGCAUACUUGUCUCUAUGGCAUAGAUAGGGAGGUCCAUACCUUUAUGCCAGAAGUGCACUGAUACAAAUUCAACUGAUGUAGAUAGAUGUGGAUGUUUUGUCUGUAAUAUUCAGCCUCAGGAAGAAAGUAAAAUGGUAACAUCCAAACAUUAGUUCCAAAAUCUGAUUGUUCCCCAGACACAUAAAUAAAACCACUGAGACUAUACAAGUCUGGAGCUGGUGUAGAUAAUAUUUUUAGCAGUAAUGGGAAGAAAUAAGAAGAAAUUGUUCUUCUCUAACCAUCCCCCUUAAAAUAGACAUGCCGUACAUCCCACUCUGGUUGAAGCAAACCACAGAAGUUGUGAAUAUGAGGUUGGCUCCACCAGGAAAUUUUAAGUGACCCGUGGAAUUAGGAAAUUUCAAAAACAAAAACAUUCUUAUUCCUCAAUAAAUCCUUUUCUGUGCACAGUAGAUAUCAAGGAGUGUCACUAAGGAAGAAAUGGAUUCAUCAUUCUCAUGAGUGGGUUGGCACCACUAUGUAGGACAAAGACACUACCAAAACACUUGGAUGUAGCCAUGCAAGAACUCAAAAAGUUGUUAUCAGGUUAUCAUUUUUCAUGUGAGAGAAGGGGGUAAAAAAAUUUAAGUAUAUAUUUUAUGAAAGGAGGAAUUGAAUUUAAAUGGAUCCUCCAAGGAAAUUGGAGGGAAGAUUAGAUAGGGAAAAAAACCCUCAUCUGCCUCCUCAUAGUAUUCUCAACAAAUGUAAGCUGAAGCUUCCUUUUAAAGAUGAAUCAUUUAGUUAUAUUUAGUACCAAAGAAUAAUAAUCUUAACUAUGUUUCAUAGUAAUCAAAUAUUAAUUUAAUUUUUCUUCCUUCCACAUUAUCCAUGCUAUUUUUUGAAGUGGUCUCUGGUUUGCCAUUCAGGCCAAAUAUAGUCCUAAAUUCAAAGAAAAAUGCACACCCCUUGGAGAAGAGUAUAAGAUUCUUUGAAUCUUAUUUGCAAACAGAUGUGGAUUCAAGUUAGCCUUGAUUAUCUUAAACAGACAACUGAAACCUCUGCAUUUAUAUUAUAGCACAUGAAUCAGAACAUUUCUCUCUUUUUUAAAGAGAAUAUAAGGAGAAUGGAGUCUUUUGAAGCAGUAUAUUGGUGUUUUAGCAAAUGCAUAUAUCAAAAGUGAGGCAAGACAGCAAAGUAUUCACAAAAAUAGGAUGUGUGUUUCACUGUGAACGUCACUGAAGAGGUGCUUUUAAUGCAUUGUCUGCUUUUAACUAGGUAUUGCUCAUGAUGAUGUUAAUUGUGUGAAUCCUUCCAUCUUAGCUGCCCCAAACAAAUUUCUGUUCUGCACAAAAACAAGAAUUUCAGGCAAGUAGGAACCUGCCAUAUGAAACCAUAGCUCAUUUCAAAUGGAACAUUUUUUUUUUCAUUUUCUGUAGAGGAGAAAUAAAAAUGGAUGAACCUAAGGUGAAGAUAGAUGUCCUUUAUAAAUGUUUGAUCUUGAUAGAACAAAUGUGUGUGGGGGGGAGUGAAGUGUUACAGCAACAACUUGCACCUUUAAACUACACAAAUUCAUUUGAACAAGAAAAUCUAUCUUCUGAUGUUCCAGUAAAGGAGGGGUGGGAGGGGAAUACUACUUUAAUAGUGCUCCUCUCAUAUGGUUAUUUGUUCCAGACUGAAAGCCGGAGAUGAUUAAUGGUGUUCUCUGAAAUGUGGUGGAAAUUAUUUUGACACCCAUUCAGUACAUUUUGAAGCAUUUGUUUUCAGGACAUCAAAGCCUGUUAAAACUUCCUCCACAUUUAGGAACUAUAAGAUGAAUCCAAUGGCUUCUUUUUUUGUCUGAGUCAGAAUCUUCAGGAGAAGGAAACCAAGAGCUGAGUUCAUGUAACACCCUUAGUCUAGUUAGUGAAAUCUAGCGGUCAAUUAGGAUUUUGUUGUAGCUUACCCUGAUGUGAGAACCCAUCCAAUUAAUUUAUUAAUUAACCCAUUAGGUUAAUUUAUGAUUUAAGGUAUGGUGUGAACCCAAAUAGAGCUAACAAUACUUAUGGUCUGGAUUCAUUGGACACAGUGCAGUGGUUUCACUCAACAAAUGCUUCCAAUUCAGUCUCUUUUUCCCCCCAAAGGAACCAUACAUCUUGCUUUCAAAUUUUCUUUAAAUUCUUUUGCAUCAGGCUUGUCAUUAGAAAGAAUCUCUUUAAAACCACAUAAAAGCAUAUGUAUAUUUUUAAAAUUUAUUUUCUCUUAAACAAGUUGAUUUUCAAACUAUCACAAAAUCCAACAGCAUUUAGUAGGUCAAUAAUUCCAUAUAGAACCACAUUAUUGGCUUCUUUUGUUUUCAAGCAUGCCUUCAUUAAAAAGGUUUUCACCCUUUCCAUUUGAGACUCCAUUAAGGAAAAUAAAAACUUCAGACUGAAAUACAUUUUGAAACAUAAUCUGGUAGCUGCUUCCUAAAAACGCGUGUUACAUUUAGAAACUACUUAUAAGCAAUGAAUACUUUGAAUUAGAAUUUCAAGACCAACCUAAACAUGAUGUAAGAAAAGACAGCUCUUGGUUCCUCUUUCCUUCAUACAUUCUGCCAACUUUAUUCCCAGGUCUAUUUUUCAUAACCUGCAGAAAUUAAAUAGAGCAACUCCGAUAUAUUUCUUUGGAAUCAUUUAGUACUUUAAGGCAUCCUUGAACAUUGAAGUCAUCCAAGAAAUGCAUUUCUCUGGCUUCCUGUAGCAAUAUUUGCUCCAACGACACCUAUUUAUCAGGGAUGCUUCCUAUUUUAUGGUAAUAAUUGUUGGCUAAUUAGUGUUCUUUGUAAUUUGGAGAGUAGUUUUCUAGCCACUUGCUGUACUUACUAUUCUUCAGGAUUUAUCAUCUUUCUGAAUUAACUCGGGGAACAUGGGAAAGGUGGCCGAGGCUGGACUUGAUCUGAGUCAUUUUUUGGCAGUUGUGUCACUGAAAAAGAGAUGCUUUAGUGAUGAUUAAAUUAAAUCCCAUUGUUUCAUGUAUGUGGUUCUGUAAAACUACAUACGGAUAUUAACCAUAGUUUAUUCUAAUGGCAAUGCAUGUGCAUGAAUAUAGAGGCACUAGGAAGCACAUAGCCUGCCAAUUCACAAACUCACAGAUGCUGAGGAAAACCAAACAUCUUUAGAUCUUCCGUUAGGGCAGGACAGGUUGUUUCUUUUUAAUCGAGCCAAAAGAGCUAUGAUUUUAACUCAAUUUAAUAUGAUCAGCCGCACACAAAAUAAAUAUCUCAAUAUCUCUCAGAAAUAUCUCAGAGCAUGUUUGUGUGAGAGAAAGGAGCCCCACUUGGAUGCUACAAAUAUGCUUUCAUCACUGUAAGGCUGGGAGAUAACUAAAAGCAGCCUUACGGAACAGCCUGUAACUCCCAGAAAAGCUAUUAAUAGAACUUUCCUUGUAAAUGCAUGACAUCCCUGUCAAAGAAGCUUGUACAAAUCCUUCUUAACUUCAUUCAGUCUAUAUUAUCUUUAAAAAAAGACAGUUCAUGUAUUUCCCAAAUCCUGUCUGUGAUGGCAAAGCUAAUCAUUUGUACCAAGGAGAAACUGAAACAACCAAUUUUAAACAUGUAAGUGUCCUAUUUAGAUACCAGAAAUUAGACGAUAUUUUAAAUAGUUAUGCAUAUUAGGUUCUGUCCAAUCAGUCAUCUCUUGGAGGUCGUUAUUUAAAUGGAAACAUACAAUUCUUCUGUUGCUUGUUGAUCCCAUUCUUGUAAUAAUAGAAUAAGCCAUGACUAUAUUUCAUAGCCUUGCAUUUGCUGAGGCAAGGCUACUAUACAAGCAAUAUUUAUUCUUCGACCAGUAAUUCUAAGGAAGGUAUGUUUUAUAUUAUACCCUUUUGUUGUAAUUUAUAAUAGAUUUUACAUAUAUGUGUGUUUAUCAAAAUACAUGUUCACUCUUACAAUGUAUAGUUUUGUGGGAGUUUUUUGAUAGAAGACAGAAAUUCUUAGGGAAUAAAUAGUUAUUUGGUUUGUUACAUACGUGGUUUAUUUUCAAGUGUGAUGCUAAUAAAUAUGAAAUGUUUGAAAAUCAAUAUUCACACACACACAAAAAUAACUUGUUUAAACUUGUCAAGGGAUGCCAGCAUCAUGAAAAUGUAAUAUGAAAAAGUAUGCUGUUCAAAAAGCAUGAAUUUUAUAUAAGUCUGCAAGCUAUUAAGAUGCAUAUUCAAGCGUAUUUAUUGUUAUAGUUUCAUUCAGUAAUAUUUUAUUCAAUAGCGUUUAUCAUGUACUUUGUGCCUCCAGGUUUCUAUGUUCCCUGUGAUAUUAUAUAAAUAAAGCAGAAAAAAAUAAACAUUUUAAAUGACAAAUUUUA
Pantherophis guttatus is the source of this 6318-nucleotide messenger RNA. RefSeq names its product DIRAS family GTPase 2 (gene DIRAS2). Lineage: Eukaryota; Metazoa; Chordata; Lepidosauria; Squamata; Colubridae. Gene Ontology annotation, cellular component: membrane. Gene Ontology annotation, molecular function: GTP binding; GTPase activity. The record is from RefSeq and is a predicted model, not a curated record. Gene Ontology annotation, biological process: signal transduction.